Molecule: messenger RNA, 1050 nt
Organism: Scomber japonicus (chub mackerel)
Lineage: Eukaryota; Metazoa; Chordata; Actinopteri; Scombriformes; Scombridae
Gene: ctsbb
Product: cathepsin Bb
Exons: 9
Coding region: 1-993 (330 amino acids)
Biological process (GO): regulation of catalytic activity
Cellular component (GO): lysosome
Molecular function (GO): cysteine-type endopeptidase activity
Source: RefSeq, a predicted model, not a curated record
AUGUAUAGACUGACCCUCCUCUGUGUAAUGGUGACGUUCUCCGUUGCCUCGGCUCAGGCCUACCUCCGUCCUCUCUCCUCAGAGAUGAUCAACUUUAUAAACAAGGCCAACACCACCUGGAAGGCUGGGCAGAACUUCCAUAACGUUGAUAUAAGCUAUGUGAAAGGACUGUGUGGCACAAUACUGAAUGGACCCAAGCUGCCAGAGGUGCUUCACAACAUUGAAGGCAUAAACCUGCCAGACAGCUUCGACGCGCGCAAGCAGUGGCCCAACUGUCCCACAAUCCAGCAGAUCAGAGACCAGGGUUCCUGUGGGUCCUGCUGGGCCUUUGGAGCAGCUGAGGCAAUAUCUGACAGAUUAUGCAUCCACAGCAGUAGCAAGGUCUCUUUGGAAAUCUCAGCUGAAGAUCUACUGACCUGUUGUGAUGAGUGUGGCAUGGGCUGUUCUGGAGGUUAUCCCUCUGCUGCUUGGGAAUUCUGGGUAAAGAAAGGCCUUGUAACAGGAGGCCUGUAUAACUCCAAAGUAGGUUGCAGGCCCUACACCAUUGCUCCCUGUGAGCACCAUGUAAAUGGGACUCGUCCUCCAUGUCAAGGUGAACAGGACACUCCUAAGUGUGUGCAGCAAUGCAUUGAUGGAUAUUCACCAUCCUAUCAGAAGGACAAAAACUUAGGCAAACGUUCGUACGCUAUCCCAUCCAAGCAGGAACAAAUCAUGACAGAGUUGUACAAGAAUGGGCCUGUGGAGGCAGCUUUCUCUGUCUAUUCAGAUUUCCUGCUGUACAAGACCGGUGUGUACCAGCAUGUGACAGGGGAAAUGCUAGGCGGUCAUGCUAUCAAAAUCCUGGGCUGGGGGGUGGAGAACGGGACACCUUACUGGCUGGCUGCAAACUCCUGGAACAGUGACUGGGGACACAAAGGUUUCUUCAAGAUCAAGCGAGGAAACGAUGAAUGUGGUAUUGAGUCAGAGAUGGUUGCAGGAAUCCCACUCAACUAGGUGAAAUGAGUCCUGGCUGCAGACGACUGUCAAAUCAAUCAAGAUACAUUUAAAUGA